This is a messenger RNA of Rhodamnia argentea, 1142 nucleotides long. RefSeq names its product light-harvesting complex-like protein 3 isotype 2, chloroplastic. The coding region runs from base 88 to 879 and encodes 263 amino acids. The transcript is spliced from 4 exons. Lineage: Eukaryota; Viridiplantae; Streptophyta; Magnoliopsida; Myrtales; Myrtaceae. The record is from RefSeq and is a predicted model, not a curated record.
UUUUUCUUUUUUCUUUUUCGUCUUCUCUGUCUCUCUCCUUGUUCUUGAGACCGUGAGGGAAACAGCAGCCAUCAGAAGAACACCCAAAUGUCUAUAUCCAUGGCCUUGUUUUCUCCUCCUGCACCCAACCUCAGGACCCCCUCUCCUCACUCCCUCUCCAAACCCUGCCUCACCCACAAGCCCUCUCUCUCCCUCAGGCCCAAAAGACCCACCUUUAUCGCCAUCAAUGCUUCCUCCGAUAAUGGAGCCGGGGUUGUCCCAUCGUCGGCUGUGACUGUAGAGGAGGAGCCCAAGGUAGAAUUAGAGCAGGUGAAGGAGCCAGAGGGAGUAAAGGGAGGUACUGAGUCGAAUGGGUCUGUGUCCUCUGCUUCUGAUGAGGAAGCGGUGGUGGUCACCAAGUUCAAGGACUCGAGAUGGGUCGGUGGGACUUGGGAUUUGAAGCAGUUUCAGAAAGAUGGUACGACUGAUUGGGAUGCUGUCAUUGAUGCCGAGGUUAGGAGGAGAAAAUGGCUUGAAGACAACCCGGAAUCGUCCAGUAACGAUGACCCUGUAGUUUUCGACACCUCUAUCAUUCCAUGGUGGUCCUGGAUGAAGAGGUUCCAUCUUCCCGAGGCUGAACUACUCAAUGGUCGGGCAGCAAUGAUUGGAUUCUUCAUGGCUUAUUUGGUGGAUAGCUUGACCGGAGUCGGUCUUGUUGACCAAAUGGGAAACUUCUUUUGCAAGACUCUCUUGUUCAUAGCUGUAGUAGGAGUUCUGGUAAUAAGAAAGAACGAGGACAUCGAGACCGUAAAGAAGCUUAUUGAGGAAACGACCUUCUACGACAAGCAAUGGCAAGCAUCAUGGCAGGAUGAUAACCCUGGCAGUUCAAAGAAUGGCUAGUGAAAAAUCCAUGGUUGUUACCAAAAGAGAGCGUCUCAAGAUCCCUUAAGCAUUUUUGCCGUAGAAUGUUUUUACCAUUUAUUGCGUGUUUGAACAUGUUGCAGUAUAAAAUUGUCAACUUGCUAAAUCUUCCGGGGAAGAGAAGGCGUUAUGAGCAAUUUAGCUGCACCUUCUAGUUCCUCUUUACUGCUUGUUUUAAAUCACAAACACCAUGACCAAAUAGCACAUCAUUUUUGUCGUGGUAAAAACUUUCUUUUGGUGGA